AUGGUGCAAGUGCUCGGGAAGGUAGUGCGCGACAACGAGAUCACAGGCCGUGACCUCUCGUUCAAGUCGGUGUUGCGCGAGCUCAAGGGCAAGGGGUGGGCGCGGAAGCCGCCUCCACGGCGCAGUCUCGACGACCGCUACUUCUACGUUCGACCAGGCGAGAGCUCAAGCGGGACGGAAGGCGUUCAUUUCUUCCGAGGCGAGGACGCAGUACUGGAAUACUACGCAAAUGCGCUUCGGAAUGGCUCUCGUGCUCCAGCAGCAAUUGCACCGCCACCAACUCCUCCCCGCGCCGCUCCUGGUGACGCGCAACUUGCCGCUGCAGCUAAAGUCGUGCGCUUGAACUACCUCGCUGACAUCGAAAGGGCCGAGGCGCGAGCCCAAUCCGCCACGAACGCUGCAAGUCGAGUUCCUACUGCAGCUCAAGGUGCUGCAACUCAAGCGGCAACACAGUCGGAUGUUCCUCAAGCUGAGACGCAAGCGCGUGAGCGCGAAGUCGUCACAACUCCAACAACUCCACCGCUCGCACGCACUCGUCCAGUGAAGGGCAAACGACCAGCACGGCGCUCCCUCGUUCGGGGUGAUAGCCCGAUGGCGAGUACGCCGCCUCGAUCUCGCUGCCCAACGCCACUGCUGGCAACGUCACCUCAUGUCCAGGAUUCAGAUGCGUCCAUGUUCGACGACGCGCCGUCGGACGACACCACACCCAGUGAUCAUGAACAUAGUAAGCUGUCUCUUAUACUGUCCCUUAUGCUGCAUUGUAUGCUGAAUGUUAUGAUGAAUACUGUACUGAAUAUUAUGGUGAAUGUUAUGCUGCAUUCUGCUUUUUACUGCUGCUUUACUGUAGACGAUCACGGCGACGACGAAGAAGCUGAAGCUGGUGCACUCGGCAAUGAGCUACUGGCCGACAGCACGGGCGCGUCGAAUGUUGUGACGGAUGGAGAUAGCGUGCCCCAGUUUGGUUCCAUGGAUUCUGGCGAUGAAGCAGAGAAGGAUGAUAUCGAGAAUGGCGAGUACGGGUCAGACGAAGAUGUGGACGCUUCGUGUGCCCCUGAUGACGUCGUCGACGAUCCCGAGCAGACCGAGAAAGAGAUCGCAGCGGAGGUUCUCUUCGCGGAGAAUUUUCUGUCGCAGUUUGGUGGGGAGGACGAAGUGCUGGCGGAUAACCUGAAGAACGCUGUCUUGCGGGGCAUGAGUGCGACGGGUUGGGAGGACGUCGUUCAGCCUGACACCUACGACUAUCUCAUGACGCCUUAUGAGCCUGUCAAUGAUGCCGGAAGCUACCCCGGUCUUCGCCAAGGUUACUCGGGGCCUAGUGCUGAGGUGCUUCGAAGGGGCGACUCCCCCAUCACUCAAUUCUUCUACUUCAUGCCCGUCGUGUUGUGGCAGCACAUUGCU
Molecule: messenger RNA, 1398 nt
Organism: Phytophthora sojae
Lineage: Eukaryota; Oomycota; Peronosporomycetes; Peronosporales; Peronosporaceae
Exons: 3
Source: RefSeq, a predicted model, not a curated record